Messenger RNA from Trichobilharzia szidati, 846 nucleotides. The record is from the annotation of a GenBank genome assembly. Lineage: Eukaryota; Metazoa; Platyhelminthes; Trematoda; Strigeidida; Schistosomatidae.
AUGGUAAAGGCUAUUGCAUUCCCCUUGAGGCCCUUUACCAUCAAAAUAAUUUUCUUGGCAUGUAUUCUUUUACUGUCCUUGCAGCUGAUAUUUUUUUAUUCCUCGAGUAUUGACGUUUCCAAUUUAGUUGGUCGAAUAAGUAAUUCAAAAAGUGUGAUCAGCAGUGGUAAACAUGCUCCUGUUGAUCGAUCGGAGGCAUUUGGUGAUAUGGGUCGUGCAGUUGUUAUACCUGCAUCAUUACAAGCAGAAUCGAAACGAACAUUUCAUGUGAAUGAAUUUAAUCUGGUUGCUAGCGAUUUAAUUGGUCUUCAUCGUAAUUUAAAUGAUUUUCGUCAUGCCAGUUGUCCACGUGUUAUACCUAUAGGCAAAUUGAUCCCCUACAAAACCAGUGUCAUCAUUGUAUUUCAUAAUGAAGCUUGGUCAACAUUGCUACGUACUGUACAUUCUGUUCUUGACCGUACACCAUCAGAAUUACUUGAAGAGAUUAUUCUUGUCGAUGAUGCUAGUACUCAAGAACAUUUAGGUCAACAAUUAGAUAAUUAUGUAAACAAGUUAAAUCAACAUGUACACGUUGAACGAAUGCAUAAUCGUAGUGGACUUAUCCGUGCAAGAUUACAAGGCGCAAAAAUUGCUAAAGGCAAAACAUUAACAUUUUUAGAUGCACAUUGUGAAGUAACUAUUGGUUGGUUAGAAACACUACUUGUACAUAUUGCUGAGAAUCCUAAACGUAUAGUCUGUCCUAUUAUUGAUGUUAUUAAUCAUGAUACAUUUGAAUAUCUACUUGUUGAAAGUAAUAUGCAUAUCAUUUGCAUAAAUUAUCAUCAGCUUAGUAGACGUGUAAGUUGA